This is a messenger RNA of Oenanthe melanoleuca, 2369 nucleotides long. It is a transcript of the gene DNAJA3, whose product is annotated as DnaJ heat shock protein family (Hsp40) member A3. Gene Ontology annotation, molecular function: protein kinase binding; heat shock protein binding; ATP binding. Bases 24 to 1346 code for a protein of 440 amino acids. The transcript is spliced from 11 exons. Lineage: Eukaryota; Metazoa; Chordata; Aves; Passeriformes; Muscicapidae. Gene Ontology annotation, biological process: response to heat; protein folding; mitochondrion organization. The record is from RefSeq and is a predicted model, not a curated record. Gene Ontology annotation, cellular component: mitochondrion.
CGCAGCGCCGCGCGCGGGCCAAGAUGGCGGCCGGGAGCGCAUCGCGCUGGGUCGGGGCGGCCGCGGGGCGUGGGGCGGGGAACGCGCGGCCGCCGCUGCUGCUGCUGCUCCGCGGGCUCCGCGCCCCGCCCGCCCGCGCCCCGCGCCGCCUCCUGCUGCUCCGUGCCGGGCUCUGCGCCGCGGGGACGAAACGCGCUGCCGCCGCCGCCGCCGCCGCCUUCCACAGCAGCGCGGCCCGCGCCAAGGAGGACUAUUACCAGGUGCUGGGGGUGCCCCGCACCGCCACGCAGAAGGAGAUCAAGAAGGCCUAUUACCAGUUGGCAAAGAAAUACCACCCUGACACAAACAAGGACGACCCCAAAGCAAAGGAGAAGUUCUCUCAGCUGGCAGAAGCCUAUGAGGUGCUGAGUGACGAGGUGAAGAGGAAGCAGUACGAUGCCUACGGCACGGCGAGCUUCGAGGCGGGCGCGGCGGGGGCCGGGGCCGGGGCGGGGCGGCAGUACUGGAGCAGCGGCCCCUCCAUCGACCCCGAGGAGCUCUUCAGGAAGAUCUUUGGGGAGUUCUCAGGAUCCCCUUUUGGCGAUUUUCAGACUGUCUUUGACCAGCCACAGGAGUACAUCAUGGAACUGACAUUCACCCAAGCUGCAAAAGGUGUUAACAAGGAGAUUGUGGUGAACAUCCAGGACUCCUGUGUGCGCUGCGAUGGCAAAGGACACGAACCUGGCACCAAAGCUCAGCGCUGUCACUACUGCAAUGGCACGGGCAUGGAGACCAUCAACACGGGCCCGUUCGUGAUGCGCUCCACGUGCCGGCGCUGCGGCGGCCGCGGCUCCAUCAUCACCACGCCCUGCGUCCUGUGCCGGGGCACGGGGCAGAUCAAGCAGAAGAAGACAGUCAUGGUUCCUGUGCCAGCUGGUGUUGAGGAUGGGCAGACAGUUCGGAUGCCUGUGGGCAAGAAAGAAAUUUUCAUUACGUUCAGGGUUCAGAAGAGCUCUGUGUUCCGACGAAACGGAGCCGACAUCCACUCGGAUCUCCUGAUCUCAGUAGCUCAGGCCGUGCUGGGAGGCACAGCCCGGUGUCAAGGCUUGUAUGAGACAAUCAACAUCACAAUACCCCCUGGUAUUCAGCCAGACCAGAAAAUUCGGAUGAGUGGGAAAGGCAUUCCCAAGGUCAACAGCUAUGGCUACGGAGACCACUACAUCCACAUAAAGAUAAAAGUUCCUCAGAGGCUGACGGAUCGCCAGCGAGCCUUAAUGAUGAGCUACGCCGAGGACGAGGCCGACGUGGACGGCACGGUCAACGGGGUCACCAACACAGCCUCAGGAAAGCGUUCUACUGGGAACUAGGAGCCAGCAGCAGCAGGUCAUCCAUGCAGCUGGGGGUGAAUCUUUCUGGCAGCCAGGCUCUGGAGAACGCAGGAUGUCAGUCAGCAGCACAGCAAGAAUCCCAGCUGGAGAGGCCACGGACCACAGAGGCACCAACACAAACCCCACCCACUGUCCUAGGAACUGGCAGUGAAGAAAAACACCAACUUUGCAGAAGUGUGGUUCUCUGGAGGCUGCUCCACAACCCUACUGCUGCUGGAAGCUUAUUUGGUAAAAGUUGAAGUAUUAUCUAGAACCCAAAGCAGAGGAAAUGUGAAAUCAAUAUUGCAGCACAGAGCAGCAGUUUGCUGUAUGGAGGCCAAGGCCACCAACUGCUCACUCAGGUGCCCUUUGGGAUGCCAGGUGAACUCUCCAGGAGACUUGAGUCAGGGAGGUCCAACCUUAUCUUAACGCCAGCCCUGCUGCCCUGCACAGCUCCAAGUGGAAUCUCCCUGGGGCUGGCUGCUGUCUGAGCCCAGCUGGCCUGGCUCCCUCCCAGCCCUGGGCUUUCUCUAUCCUGCUGAUUGCCUGCACAGAGCAGUGAUGGAAUCUGCACUUUGCCUCCAGUUUAUCCCCCAAAUAACUAAAGUUACCACACAACUGCUGUCGCUUCUGGACUGCUACAAGUCGAUCACUGAGCCCUUUGUCAGUUGGGGACAAAAAUCUUUUAUUACUUUAGUGCAACACCCAUAGAGUAAAGGAUUGGUCAAACAUCAUUGUUUUACUUGUGUGAGAGUGCAAGUGAGGUGGAUCACUCCUUCCAGAUGCAGCUGUGCUCUUGCAGUGAGUAUUCCAUGGUUACUGUAGCCUGCUGUGUUUGUGAUACCGUGCAGGUACCAUCAGCCCAGUACUCAUCAGUUCAACACCAGUUAAACAGGGACAUGCUGUAGUCUUGCCCUUCUUAAUUUGCUGAAAUAAAGCACGCAGUUGCCUCCUGAUUAAACUUCUGUAAAGUGAUUCUGUACCCAUGUAAAUAAGAUGACUUCAUAAAGAUAUUUAACACGU